AUGGUGCAAAAUUUGUUAAAAAUUCAACCUGGUGCACUAGGAACCGUCGAAUACUUAAAUUUAAUGAACAAGAUCAAAGUGGCGUUUUUGGAUAAAAAUGUUUCGAUUUAUAAUAGAAUUUAUUGUAUGUGUGUGUUAGAAAUAAUUAAGAGAACCAAUAAGAUAGAAUACAUUAACGACUGUAUAACAAAAUUAUCUGACACAUUUAUAUUCCCUAGAGAGAACAAUUAUAAACAUAAUUUAGACCCAAACUUAAACGAAUUUUUAAAUGAAACAGCUAUUGAAAAAUGUGUAAAUGAUGCUCUAAAUGCUGUUAAAAUGUCUUGUCAAAAUUUAAAUAUGCCGGUAUAUAAAGACAGUUGGAAAAAUAUAGAGUACAUAAAAUGUUAUGAAGAAGGCAAAGAAAAUGUUCAUUCUGACAGUGACUCGGAUGAUGAUUUAAAUAUAAAUGAAAACUUAAAACAAAGUGAUAACAUAAUUGAAGGUCAAGAACUUUUUCAAAAUAUUACCUCAGAAAGUGAAGCUGACAGAGAACAAGAAAUUAUUGAAGUCCAAGCUGAGAUGUCGGCUGAGACCACUUCUGAAGGAGGAAAUAUUUUGAAAAACUUUACUUCCCUCAAUAUUAAUGAUACUAAAACAAAAAAAAAUGUAGUGCACAUAAAAAUUGGAAAUAAAUAUAAAACAAUUAGAAAAACAACAUUAUGUUGGUUACUAGAAGAGCAAUCCAAUAAAUUAAGUUCGGACAGAAUUAUAAGAGUUAGGGGGGUCCCAGAAUUUGCCGCUUCUAAAAAUUGCAAGAAAAGCACUGUCAAUUUAAUAGAAACUGAUAAAUAUUACGCCAUCUACUACGAUGACUCGUGGUACAUCGGAAAAAUAAUAGAAACUAGAAAUGAUGACUUGUAUAGGAUAAAAAUUUUAAAAGAAGACUUAGGUCACUAUUAUUGGCCUAACAAGGAUGAUAUACAAACAGUUAAAAAGGAAUUCAUCCUAUUCGGGCCAAUAACUUUAUUAGGUUUUAAACCGUUUAGUAUAUCCAGAGAAACAAAAGAAGAAAUAAAGAAAAUAUAUAAAGAAUAUAAGCGUGCAACAGUUUGA
Molecule: messenger RNA, 1095 nt
Organism: Psylliodes chrysocephalus
Lineage: Eukaryota; Metazoa; Arthropoda; Insecta; Coleoptera; Chrysomelidae
Source: the annotation of a GenBank genome assembly